UUCUAGAUUUUCACUAUUUCUGUUUAAAUACACGCUGGGAGUAGCGGUUUUAUUUGUACCCUUCUUGUUUCCGUAACCUGGUUGCUAAUGACGCCACUGAAAUGCAUGCUGGGAGUCAGAGUUUUUUUCCUGUUUCCUGGUAGUUCGUGGGGGUUCUCGCCUCGGUAACUAUUUAUCCGGGUUCAUGUUACUUUGAGCAGCACGUUCCAUCUACAUCACUCACAUUGUUACUGAAGGAUAAACAUCUUAUGAAUAUUUGACAAGAGAAUGUCUGAGGAGACUCUGACCCAAACCUCAGAUCUUCCUGAUGAACACGAAGAACCUCUUAUGGAAAAGCCAGAUGCUGGGUUAUUAAAUGUGAAGGAAGAGGAUAAGGCAGAUGACAUGAAUAGGCCUCAGACUGAUCUACAUUCAGACAUCCCUGUCGGCAACGGUAACACGGAUAUAGUGAAAGUUGAAAUAACAGAAGAUAUGUGUGAGGGAAGUUACCUAGAAAGUCCAGAAGAGGAAACCAGUGACCUUAUCCGUGCAGAUGAAGAUAUUGCUGAUGUAGUGAAAUUUGAAAUAACGGAAGAUCUGUAUGUGAGGAGUCAGUUGGAAGUGCCAGAUGAGAAAACCAGUGUCAGCCGAGAACGUGUGGAUGUGGCCUCUUCAGAUGUCUCCAUGGUUGAGAAAGGAGAAGAACUGUAUGUGUGUGAUCGCUUAAAGAUUGAGGAAGAAGAAGUUCCUAUAAAUACUGCUACAGAUAGCAACUUGAGCUGGGAUGUUCCUAGUCAAGUCCAAAGUAAAGAUGCUUAUUUCAAUCACUUUGAAGUUCGCAGAAUUCAUCUGGGAAAUAAUUCAUUAUCAUCUUCUGAAUGUGGGGAAGAAUUCACCAAGGAAUCUAAUCUUAGUGCACAGAAAAAAAAUCAUACAGGAAACCAAGAAUUUUCAUGUUCUGAAUGUGGGAAAUGUUUUACCCGUCAAUCAAGUCUAAUGCUUCAUCAGAAAAUUCAUACAGGAGAAAAAGAAUUUUCAUGUUCUGAUUGUGGAAAAUGUUUUACCCAGAAAACAACUCUUGUUAGACAUCAGAAAAUUCAUACGGGAGAUAAAGCUUUUUCAUGUUCUGAAUGUGGGAAAUGUUUUAUCCAGAAAACAAGUCUUGUUAAACAUCAGAAAAUUCAUGAAGGAGAAAAGGUGUUUUCAUGUACUGUGUGUGGGAAAAGUAUUACCUGCCAAUCAAAUUAUAUAAAACAUCAGAAAAUUCAUAAUAGAGAAAAAGCAUUUUCAUGUUCUGAAUGUGGGAAAUGUUUUCAUCGGAGAACACAUCUUAGUAUGCACCAGAAAAUUCAUACAGGAGAGAAAGUAUUUUUAUGUUCUGAAUGUGGGAAAUGUUUUACUCAAAAAUCAAAUCUUAUUAGUCAUCAGAAAAUACAUAAAGGAGAGAAAUCCUAUUCAUGCUCUGAAUGUGGGAAAUGGUUUACGCAGAAAUCCAAUCUUAAUAGCCAUCAGAAAACUCAUUCAGGACAGAAAGCAUUUUCAUGUUCUGAAUGUGGGAAAUGUUUUAGCGCAAAAUCAAGUCUUCUUUGUCAUGCAACAACUCAUACGGGAGAAAAAUCUUUUUCAUGUUCUGAAUGUGGAAAAAAGUUUACCUGGAAAACCACUCUUUAUACUCACCAGAAAAUUCAUAGAGGAGAAAAAGUAUUUUUAAGUUCUUAAUGUAGAAAAACUUUUUUUUUACCAAGAAAUUAAAUUGUAUCACUAAUCAGCAACUUCAUGCAAUGAUAUGUCAGCAGUGCCAUCAAAUGUUUUUUUACAGAUUAUUAAAUUAACAAAUUAAUGGUAAAGCACAAUAAAUUUAACUAGAAACAGGUAAAUGGGAAAACCGUCCACAUGGAGUAUAAUGGACAGAAAACACUUCGUAGUUACAUUUUUUGCAGUCUUCCAAUAGUUUAACAUUUCAGAAGAAUCUGAAUGAUGUUAGGAAAUUUACACCAUGUUAGCUGCAAUUAUGUUUCAACAGUUAUACUCCACCACCUUCCUUAUUUGGAGAAUUAAAUUAAGAUAUGAGUCUGAAACAGACAGGGCUUGUUAUGUAAUUGUAUUAAAGAACCAUUAAUUACAGUAGAAUUGUAUAAUCAACAAGGCCAUAAUAAUAGCACUUAUAUUUAUGACAAAUUUCAAAAUUUACUUAAAUUUGCUGGCUCCCUGUAUCGUGACAGACUCCUACGUAUGCUCUGUGAACUCUUCUACACAGGUGCCUCAGACAACACACAAUUUAAUAAUGGAAGUAUAUUGGAAAGUCUCUUAAAACGUUAUGAUCUCUCUGAAUCAUGACAUUUUGACUUUACUGUCUCUUUAACAAAAUCAACAUUGUUUGGCUUCAGCAGAAAUUAUAAAAUAACAAACAGUAAAUUAGGUAUAUAUCUGCAGAGUUUGACUUGUAAAAACCCUCAAUGUGUAUUGCAGUUGUAAGUUGUUUUACUAUGUAUAAUUAAAGGGAUAGUAAACGCCAAAAAUGUUAUUGUUUAAAAAUAUAGAUAAAUCCCUUUUAUUUACCAUUCUGCAGUUUUGCAUGACCAACACUGUUAUAUUAAUAUACUUUUUACCGCUGUGAUUACCUUGUAUCUAAGCUUCUGCUCACAGCCUCCUUAUCUCAGAUCUUUUGACAGACUUGCAUUUCAAGCAAUUCUCUUUAAUACCUUCAUGUGCGUGAGCACAAUGUUAUCUAUAUUAAACACAUGAACUAACAACCUCUAACUGUGAAAAACUGUCAAAUGUAUUCAGAUAAGAGGCGGCCUUCAAGGGUUUAGAAAUUAGCAUAUGAGCCUAUCUAGGUUUAGCUUUUAACUAAGAAUAACAAGAGUACUAAGCACAUUUUUAUUGAAUCAAACAUCAUUCGAAUUUUAAAAUCAUUGUCUAAAAUAUUACAUGUCAUGAGCGAUGCUCAAAACUGUCACACUUGAGAGGCUGUGUUUCUGUUCCAAAGCACAGAUUUUUUUUCUCCCGCCAUUAAAAAAAGAAAUACAAUUGGAAGAACUCUCCAAUUAUAGGUAGGGUUAAGGCCAGAGAAUAUCAUACAUCUUUGUUUGAGGUGAUCAGAUACAGAGUUUCUAUAGCGCUAAUGGAUUCAGACAUACUAAAUGUUUAAAUAUCAACAAUAGUAGCUACAAUUUAUGAUGAAAACCAGAUUUUUUAUUGAUUAUCUUUGACUUAAGGCAAAAAUUUUUGGCUCUUGAUUCUCCUACGGUCAAGUAAUGUCUUUAUUGUUGAUUGUGGGCAAAUAAGACUGAUUGUAUAUACUGCUGUGUUUUACUGAAUAAAUUUAUUUUCUUUAGAGUA
This is a messenger RNA of Bombina bombina (fire-bellied toad), 3321 nucleotides long. Its product is annotated as oocyte zinc finger protein XlCOF6.1. The transcript has 7 exons. Gene Ontology annotation, molecular function: DNA-binding transcription repressor activity, RNA polymerase II-specific. Gene Ontology annotation, biological process: negative regulation of transcription by RNA polymerase II. The record is from RefSeq and is a predicted model, not a curated record. Lineage: Eukaryota; Metazoa; Chordata; Amphibia; Anura; Bombinatoridae. Bases 268 to 1698 code for a protein of 476 amino acids.